Dendrobium catenatum is the source of this 773-nucleotide messenger RNA. RefSeq lists its product as uncharacterized. Gene Ontology annotation, molecular function: nucleic acid binding; RNA-DNA hybrid ribonuclease activity. The annotation marks the transcript as partial. The record is from RefSeq and is a predicted model, not a curated record. The transcript has 3 exons. Lineage: Eukaryota; Viridiplantae; Streptophyta; Magnoliopsida; Asparagales; Orchidaceae.
AUGUUUCAGAACAGCUUAGCUUCUAUGCUUGAAAGUUGGUUUAUUCCUAUUAAAGGCCAUAUCCGGAAUUUUUUGCCUAUUUUGAUCUUAUGGUAUAUUUGGAAAGCUCGUAAUGAGGCUAAGCAUGAUAAUAUUAAGAUGGAUCCUACUCUUAUUAUUAACAAUAUUAAGAGAAAGGUUUUCCAGCUUUUUAAUUUGAAUGUGAUUUCGAGCAAGACCUUUGCCAAGCAUGCGAUUUUAGCUGGGGCUUUUUAUAUUCAUUUAGAUACGACGUUGAUUAAUAUUCGUGAGUCUUUCGUUUAUUGGAUUAAACCUAAACUGCAUUAUGUGAAAUUAAAUACUGACGGUCCAGUCGAUAGGGAAAAGGCUAGAGCGGGUGGGCUCAUUAGGGAUUUUGGUGGUGAAAUUUUAGCAGCUUUUGCUGCUCCUGUGAUUAAGCGAAAUGUUAUUUUUGUGGAGCUUCAGGCUCUCCAUUUUGGCUUAGAUCUCUGCUUAAAAAAGGGUUUUAACAAUGUUUGGAUUGAAGUGGACUCUCUUUUUUUUCUUGUUCAAAAUGUGGGCAAAGGGAAUGGGUGCGCGGAUUGGCUUGCCAAAAAGGGUUCUUUGAUGGAGGAUUAUGAGGAACUGGAUAUUCUUAACAUUUACCCUAUUCUCAAAGGGAUGCUGUUAAUGGAUAAGUGUUGGGUUUCUGGGUGUGUUUCCUGUAUUGGUUUUCUGAUCUGUGGCGGGGGAUUUACUUUUCUCUGCCCUUGUGAUGGGUGGCUGUCGGACUG